AAAGACCAAACCAAACACACAGACAAGACCAAACAAAACAAGAAGCAAAACCAAAAACUCAAGCAAAACCCUACUAAAAACUGUCCCGUCUCUUUCUCCCUUCGAGUGGAAUACCAACAAGUCUUCUGUUUCUGCUGCUCCGUUUUCAAAGAUGCUGAGUAACGGGCGUGGACAUGGUGGAAAGCAUGUGUACGACGGAGUUUUUGGUGGUGGUGGUGCAGUGAAGCCUGGGAGUCGCGUGGAGGAUUACAGAGAGAUUUUUGGUGGGUUUGGUGCCACUGGUUCUUCGAUUCCGAUUCUUGAUGUUCCCGAGCUGAAUGAGAAUGGUAAUGUUUCUUCUGUUGGUGCCCAAAGGAUUGAUUACGCCAAGAUUUUUGGUGGUUUUGGAGAUGCUGAUUUUGGCUUGCCUCUUGAAGAAUUCCUUGCUAAACCAAAGAAAGUCAAGAGUUCUAUCAAUGGAAGUCGGUCUCCAGCUGAAGCAGGGUCGCGGAGUGCGGGGUCAAAACAUUCUAAUGUUUCAAAAGAUCAAAAAGGUUCAUCACCUGAACCAUCUUUCCAGAGGUUUGGUGGCGUGAAACAGUUUAAUGUGUCUUAUAAUAAAAGCAACCCAGGAAACAAAAAUGGGACAAAUGGAAUGACACAUGUUGCUCAACUCCAUGCAGUUCCUGGUUAUACUUUUUUAGUUGAUGAAGUCACUCCCUCAAAGAUGGCUGAAGGUGGCAAGCCAGCACGAUCAGCAUUAGAUGAUGCUUGUCUCAAUGUUAAUGGCAGCAAGAGUGUGAAGGAAGAUGCAGCUCGCAGGAAAGCUGUUUCAGGUCCACAACCCAGCAUCGACACACACAGUUUUAGAAGUCUUGCUGAAUUUCAGAAGAAAUCAAGUCGACCUAGAUCCAUGUCGAAUGAUAUGCCAUUUGAUGCAUUUGAAAUUGGCCUAGGUAGACAUCCACCUUCAAGCUCACCGUCUAACUCCAGUUAUAAUAAUGGUGGUGAAAAUACAUCAAUGAAUUCAAAGUUUGGCGUUUCUAGAAAUGAUGCUUCCAGAGAUGCAUUGGGUGAUUAUUCACCAGCUUUCUCUGAUGAGGAAAUAGAUGCAAAUUCAGAUGCUGCUGCCUCAGUAGCUGCACUUAGAAAGGCAAUAGAGGAGGCUCAAAUGAAAAUUAAAAUUGCAAAAGAAUUGAUGGAGAGAAAGAAAGAAGGGCUUCAAAAUCGUGCAAAGACAAGCUUUAAUAACGGCUGGAAAGCUCAGAAAAGUAGGGUUAAAACUGCAGAAAGAUCAAAAAGAUCCAAUGAGCUGGGGGAUCAGGAAAUGCAUGAAAAAGAGGAUACUCCAAAGCAAGUAUUUGCUGGCUUACCAGAGCAUAAUGUGACAAAAGCAAGCCAACUACCCCAGAGUUUUAAAAAUGAGAAGAAAUCUUCUUUUGCUAAUAAUAUUGUUAGAAAAACACACAGCAUGGAAUCCAAAUCAACUCGAACGGAUAGUAGACUGGAAGAAGCAGAAGACUGGGAGUCAACAGAAGAGUUUUUUGAAGCUGCGGACUAUGAGGAGCACAGGGAGAUGCCAUCAGAAUAUGAGGAGGCAGGCAAUGCAGAGAAAAUGGUGUCAUAUGAUCAUGAAAAUAAAUGGAGAGAGAAGAUGACUGCAGAAGAAAAAAUAAAAACGCCAGAGCGUGGCGAGGAAACUUUUAAGGAGCACAAGGUCGAGAGAGAACUAAGCUCAGAAGAAUUUUUUGAAGCUGCGGACUAUGAGGAGCACAGGGAGAUGCCAUCAGAAUAUGAGGAGGCAGGCAAUGCAGAGAAAAUGGUGUCAUAUGAUCAUGAAAAUAAAUGGAGAGAGAAGAUGACAGCAGAAGAAAAAAUAAAAACGCCAGAGCGCAGCGAGGAAGCUUUUAAGGAGCACAAGGUCGAGAGAGAACUAAGUUCAGAAGAGUUUUUUGAAGCUGCAGACUACGAGGAGCACAGGGAGAUGCCAUCAGAAUAUGAGGAGGCAGGCAAUGCAGAGAAAAUGGUGUCAUAUGAUCAUGAAAAUAAAUGGAGAGAGAAGAUGACAGCAGAAGAAAAAAUAAAGACGCCAGAGUGCAGCCAGGAAGCUUUUAAGGAGUACAAGGUCGAGAGAGAACUAAAUUCAGUGGUAGGAGCAUUUCAGUGGAAUUUAUAUGCAAACUUCGUUAAGCCAGCUGGAGAGCUUCAUAACCAGGAAGAAAACGAGGAGAAAAUGAAAUUUUCUAACAAUCAUGAAGAAGCUGAGCAAACAUCUAUAGUGUCUGAUGAUUGGGAAGACUGUGAAACUAAGCUGGAAAAACUUCACCACCCUUACAAAAAAGCAGAAUUUCCAAUCCAGGAGUUGGAGGAGAACGAAGAAAUGAAGGAACUAAAAGAUGCUCAGGACUCGGUGGAAACUGAGAAGAAACAAAGGGAGGCACUAGAUCAUAAGGAAAUGGAGAAUAGAUCAGAUGAAGUUCCUAUUACGGAUGAUGAGUAUGAUGGAAGCCUCGAUGAUAUAUAUGAGAAAGAAGCAAAUGUGGAGGGACAGCAAGAAGACUGGGACAGGGUAGAAUGUGGAAUGAAACAAGGUGGUUGGAACCUAAAAGAAAAUGAGGAGAAACAAAAUGAUUUGCACAGGGGAGAAAUAUCAGGUGAAGAUGGUGGGAUAGAAUGGAGUGCGAAGCUGGGAGAACUCAAGGAGGAUGAAGAGAUACUCAAAAGAAGUGACCAGAUGAAUGAAAUUGAGAAGAGAGGAGAAAAGAUGUGUGAAGGGAUAGAAACUGAGAGGAUAAGAUCAGAGAGUCAUCAGUGGGGAGAAGAUAGAAAGGCCAUGGAAGUGACUGAACAGUCCUUAAGAUACGAGGGGGGCAAUCUUGAAACUGCGAAGGAUGCAAACAAGCAGGAAAAAAAUGAGAACCUAGGUGAGAGUGACAAUGCCUGGGGACGCACUACUAACUUUGCUGUUGGGGAUUUAAAGACACGGGUUCUUACUGCCGAGGAGAAUGGAAGGCUAAUGGAGGUAACUGAAUUUUCUCCUCUGUUACAAGGGACUGAACAGGAGUCAAAGGCAGUCAAAGACGCAAACAGUCCGGAGGAACAGGAUUGUGAAAUUGCUUGCUUGGCUCAAGGUUUCAUUGGACUUGAUAGGAUCAAGAAGCAAACUGCAGAUGUAACUGAGGAUCUUCUUAUUGGCGAAAAUGGGGUAUAUUUUGGUGAAAAUGACGUUAACUUUGAAAACAAGCAAAAUCAUCAUGUAACAGAAUACAAGAGCAUGCCUAAUCAGGAAAAAUGCGUUGAAGAUGUAACUAUUGAAUUGGAUGAUAAUGGUGAUGUUGAUAUUUGUGAACCUGAAGUUCACGCUAGUAAUGAAGAAAGUGAGAAGAGUUCGAUAUCCUCUCAUAAUGAAAGAUGGUCCAGUGAUGAGACAGAAUCACUUUGUGAUCCAGAGUGCUGUAUUGAAGAAGCUGCUUGUGAAUUCGGAGAAAAUAACAACGAUAUCAAUGAGUCUGAAGUUAUAGCAAAUCACGAGAAUUCUUUUGAAUCUUCUCAAGAUGAUAGAUGGGUAGAUAAUGGUAUCAAUACCAAAGCAAGUCAGCAACCUUGUAUAUUUAAAGGGCAGGGGGAGAUCACAGAGAAAUCCGUGGAAGAGGAAUUAAGCCAAAGCACCAGCAAGAAAGAGGAGAAUUGUUGCAAAAACCUGGCAAUGGAAGAGAAGGAAUGUGAAGAUGAUUUGAAAAAGGAAGUGGAGGUGGAAAAGAAACACUCGAAGAAAAAGGAAAAAGUGAAAGAGGGGGAAGUAGAAAGAGAAAAGGAGAGAAUAGCUGUUGAAAGGGCAAUACGAGAAGCGCGUGAAAGGGCUUUUGCAGAAGCCCGAGAAAGGGCUGCUAUCGAGAGAGCAGCUGCAGAAGCUCAUCAAAGGUCAAAGGCUGAAGUCCGAGAAAGGCUAGAGAAGGCUCCUUCAGAAGCUAAUAACAAGUCAGCUGCUGAGAAGGCUUCUUCUGAAGCCAAACUAAAAGCUGAACGUGCUGCAGUAGAGAGAGCAACUGCAGAGGCCAGGCAGCGUGCCCUAGAAAAAGCGUUGUCUGAGAAGGCUGCUUUUGAGGCAAGAAAUCAGGCUGAAAAGUCUACAGCUGAGAGACUUUCAAGCAUUUCAAAAGCUAACGGGAUGAAUUCCAGAGAUAAACAAUACAACGACCCAGGUCCUUCUAGCAGUUCAAGAUAUCCAGGAUCUUCAAAUCAUGGUGAAAGUGCAAAUGGAGGUAAUGGUGAAUCAGCUCAAAGGAGUAAAGCCACGUUGGAAAGGCAUCAAAGAACAGCAGAGCGUGCGGCAAAAGCUCUCGCAGAGAAGAACAAGCGGGAUCUUCUUGCUCAAAAAGAGCAGGCGGAGAGAAAUAGACUGGCAGAGACUUUGGAUGCUGAUGUCAAGAGAUGGUCUAGUGGGAAGGAGAGAAACUUGCGCGCUCUUCUUUCAACACUGCAAUAUAUCCUUGGCCCUGAUAGUGGCUGGCAGUCGAUUCCUUUAACUGAGCUUGUUUCAAGCACUGCUGUGAAGAAAGCUUAUCGAAAGGCCACUCUAUUUGUUCAUCCUGACAAGUUGCAGCAACGAGGUGCAAGCAUACAACAGAAAUACAUCUGCGAGAAGGUUUUUGAUCUUCUGAAGGAUGCCUGGAACAAACUCAGUGCAGAAGAACGGUAGACAAUGUCAACCCUCAUCCUUAAGGUUUCCUUUACUGUAGACAUGAUCCACAGCCAAAUUUGUAAUCCUCAAUCCUUCACUGUAGGCAAUACACACCCACCUUCGUAUCCUUGGUCCGCAAUACCUAAAUUCUUGCAGUAGGUAAAUUCUUGUGGUGCAUUCAUUUGCCCAUGUAUUCAAUUUCAAAGCUGUCAAAAGGGGUGCGUUGCUGUUAA
Populus nigra (black poplar) is the source of this 4893-nucleotide messenger RNA. RefSeq names its product auxilin-like protein 1. The record is from RefSeq and is a predicted model, not a curated record. Gene Ontology annotation, cellular component: intracellular membrane-bounded organelle; vesicle; cytoplasm. The transcript is spliced from 8 exons. Gene Ontology annotation, biological process: clathrin-dependent endocytosis; clathrin coat disassembly. Lineage: Eukaryota; Viridiplantae; Streptophyta; Magnoliopsida; Malpighiales; Salicaceae. Bases 152 to 4678 code for a protein of 1508 amino acids. Gene Ontology annotation, molecular function: clathrin binding.